Molecule: messenger RNA, 4069 nt
Organism: Micropterus salmoides (largemouth bass)
Lineage: Eukaryota; Metazoa; Chordata; Actinopteri; Centrarchiformes; Centrarchidae
Gene: pak6b
Product: p21 protein (Cdc42/Rac)-activated kinase 6b
Exons: 11
Coding region: 1053-2945 (630 amino acids)
Biological process (GO): intracellular signal transduction; regulation of MAPK cascade; protein phosphorylation
Cellular component (GO): cytoplasm
Molecular function (GO): ATP binding; protein serine/threonine kinase activity
Source: RefSeq, a predicted model, not a curated record
AACACAGCAGGGACGUUUCCUCCGUCACUGCUGAAGGAGAACACGUGAUCAAAAGCUGAGCCGGAGUUUCUUCACCUGCCUCAGGUGAUUCACCGUCCUCCUCACCCCGAGGGAGGGCGAGAGAGGCAUGCUGCGGCCUGCAGAGAGAGAGAGAGAGAGAUCCGUCCUGACAUGUGAAGGAACCCGAAGCGUUUGACCUCAUUUAGUUUGUCAGCUCAGUGAAAGAUCAGUCCGGCUGAACCAGAGCAGAAAACAGGAAUACUUCAGAUUUAAUUACAGAUCCGUCACCCACAGUCCGGCCUGAGUGUUUCCUCUCUCACCAACCUGCUCACAACGUCUCUGCUGUCCUGUCAAUACAGAGAGAAGCGACAAACUGUCAAUCAAACUAAGCCCCGCCCUCCUCCACCUUUUUUCUUUCAUACCUGAGAGAAGGUGAGACGGGAUGAGCCCGGUGGGGGAGGGGGAGGGCGCGUGAAGAGAGGGAGGAGAAACAGGAGCAGGGGGAGAGAGAGUCGUGUGUCGGAGCAGGAGAACGACGGCAGGAGCGGACUCACCUGGACUCACCUGGACUCACCUGGGCUCUGCUGGACUCACCUGGACUCACCUGGACUCUGCUGGACUCACCUGGGCUCUGCUGGGCUCUGCCGGCCAGCUGAAGAUCUGAUGGAUCCCUGCUGCUCUUGAUUUGCAGACUGAGCAGAAGGCGACUCGUUGACCACAGCCUGGCUGAUCGAUUAUUAAACGAUCGUUCAUUAACUCUACCUCCUGUCUGGCCCCGGGUAUCUGCCUGCAGAUAAACGAAAUAAAAGAAGGAGACAGGAGAGGAGAGGAGAGGAGGAGUCUGCUUCAUCGUCCCUUUGCAGGUGAUCUGAUCUGAACCAAUCCGAGACAGCGAUUCACACAGGAGGAGGUCAUGUGACUCAGGUGAACCACCUGAGAGCAGGGAGCGAAGCUGUCAGUGUUCUCAGUGUGUCCUCGUGCUUCGACCUGCCGCCGUGUCUCAGAGCGCCGUCUCCUACUGUCUCACUCAGGGUCACUGCGUCACCGUGACGAUGUUCCAGCGAAGGAAGAAGAAGCGCAGGCCACAGAUAUCGCCGCCGCAGGACUUCCAACACCGCGUCCACACGUCAUUCGACGCCGCUUCAGGACGCUACGUGGGUCUGCCGCCGCAGUGGCAGAGCGUCAUUGACACGCUGAGGAGGCCACGCCCCCUGGUGGACCCCUCCAGGGUCACUGAGGUCGAACUCAGGAAGACGAUCGUGCGGGGCAGUUUCAUCGGUCACGGCGACUACAUCUCCCAGGUGAUCUCGGAGAUGAGCCGUCUGUCCGUCACCAGCUCCAACUCUCUGCGCCGCACCAGCCCGUCGGCUCGCAAACGGGCCAAGUCUCUGGGUCGGCUUGGAGAACUGCCGGAGGACGAGGCGUACCAGUACGAGGCGCUGGGUAGCCACGGCGAGGGCGGGAAGACGGGCGGGAGCUCCACCUACUGGCAGGACAGGAUCCGGCAGGUUCGCAGCGAGAGCAGCAGCCCCAAACUGAACGGGGCGCUGCAGAGAGCCAAGUCCAACUGUGAGGUGGGGACGCUGUCUGAGGCCACGCCCCCCGCACCUGAGAGGACGGUUUCGACAGGUGGACAGUAUGCCUGCAGUGAGGGGGCGGGGCUUAGACAGAGGCUGGCAGCCUGUCACUACAAGCUGCUGACAGCGGAGACCAGCAGACCUCACCUGAGACCAGAUCCAGCUGCCAGUCUCCUGCCCGACCUGCUGUCCUCCUCCAGAGAAACUCCCAGAAGGCCUCACUCCUCCUUUGACCUCAAGUCGACCCUCCCCUUCCUGCUGCCCCCCCCCAACAGCACCAGCAGUCCCAUCAUCACAGGUAGAGGGUUACCUCAGCGCCGCCCCUCCUCCAGCAUCAACAUCGGACUUCCUCCCAAAGCACAGCCCGUCCUGGACCAGUCCCGCCCCUCCCCCACAGGCUCCUCAGGACGACCCCCUCCCGGCCCGGGCCCCUCCUCCCUCCCCCAGCUGACAGCGCCCGGCGGAGGCGGGCAGGUGACUCACGAGCAGUUCAAGGCAGCGCUGCAGAUGGUAGUGGACCCGGGGGACCCGAGGACGGCUCUGGGGAACUUUGUGAAGAUCGGGGAGGGGUCCACCGGUGUGGUGUGCAUUGCCCGCGAGAGGCACAGCGGGCGCCAGGUGGCCGUGAAGAUGAUGGACCUGAGGAAGCAACAGCGGCGAGAGCUGCUCUUCAACGAGGUGGUCAUCAUGAGGGACUACCGGCACCAGAACGUAGUGGAGAUGUACCGCAGCGCUCUGGUGGAGGAGGAACUCUGGGUCAUCAUGGAGUACCUGCAGGGCGGCGCUCUCACCCACAUCGUCAGCGAGACCAGGCUGAGCGAGGAGCAGACGGCGACAGUGUGCGAAGGCGUCCUGCAGGCGCUGAGCUACCUGCAUGCUCAGGGGGUCGUUCACCGGGACAUCAAGAGCGACUCCAUCCUGCUGACGCUGGACGGGAGGAUCAAACUGUCAGACUUUGGUUUCUGCGCUCAGAUCAGUAAAGACGUCCCGAAGAGGAAGUCUCUGGUCGGGACUCCGUACUGGAUGGCUCCUGAGGUCAUCAGCAAAACCCCGUACGGGACAGAGGUGGAUAUCUGGUCUCUGGGCAUCAUGGUGGUGGAGAUGGUGGACGGAGAGCCACCGUAUUUCAGCGAAACGCCCAUCACGGCCAUGAAGAAGCUUAGAGACGAAGCGGCGCCGAGCGUGAAGAACAUCCAAAAGGUGUCUCCGGUGCUGAAGGACUUCCUGGGCUGCAUGCUGACCCGUGACACGCUGCAGCGCUCCAGCGCCUCCGACCUGCUGGAGCAUCCGUUCCUGCUGCAGGCCAGCUCACCGCGCUGCCUGGUGCCUCUGGUGGAGCAGCACCGCAAACGCAUGUCGGUCUGCUGAACACCUGAGACUCACCUGAAGACACGCGUGAGACAUGUGUGAGACUCACCUGAGACAUGUGUGAGACUCACCUGAGGACACCUGAGACAUGUGUGAGACUCACCUGGAAACACCUGAGAUACGUGUGACUCACCUGGAAAACACUUGAAAAUCACCUGGAAACACCUGAGAGACAUGUGAGACUCACCUGAGAGGUGAGUGGGUGGGUGACCUCAGGAGACCUGGACCCGGUCUGGACCUGGUCUGCUGGACGGUUUGUUCACCGUGAGUCAGCUCACCUGUAAACGUCUCACCUGAGGGGAGGAAGUGAUCAGAGAAAGUUCACUCUGAAGAUGGAUGUUUUAAACCAGCUGGAUCUUAUUUUGACAGUUUCGUCUCACAUUUCCUGUCAGCGAACAGACCCUGUUAACCCUUCCUGCUACGCCCGGGUUGACCUUUGACCUCCGGUGCUGCAGUUUAACAGCGGUGAUGUUAAUAUUUUAACGGUUCUUAAUGAAAAGGAACAUUUCAGAGAAACAAAGUUUACUCUUAUUGUUUUUACGUAACGUGCGUGAGUAAGUUAACUUAAGUAAUUUAUGUUCUGUGUGAGUAACGUAAACCAAAUGCUUCUAAAGUCUAACAGGACGUUACAUAUUUAUUCUCUCUAACUUGACCGCGGGGCCCUCCAGGGCCAUAACAACGCUAACCCAGGGCGUUAAAAAGCAACGCCGAGGGGUGACAAGGUGUCCACAUGAGAUGAGAACAUGUGGCUUUACUACAUUUCCUCACAGGUUGGCACCGCAGAGGGAACAUUAUCUUAUUCACAAAGGGGCGUUCAAGAGGGCCCCUCUGCAGCGUUUUCCCACCACUGAGCCCUGCGAGGGGCCGACACGUCUCCAAGACUCUAAACAUGAAAGAACCCAAAAAGAACCACGUAUCUACAGACUGACUUCUUUAUUUCAGGCACAAACUUCACACAAAUUAUUUUCCCAGGAUGCUCCUGUGUUCUAACUUUUAUUUUGAAAACCUGCACGGUUUCACGCAGAAUGUGACUUUGCACAUGUUGAUUAAAUGUUUUUAUUUCAGAUAUUUUAUUAAACGCAGAUGUUAAUAAAACGUGACAUGUGUUCACUGUCUCCUCUUUA